Messenger RNA from Cladophialophora psammophila CBS 110553, 1626 nucleotides. RefSeq lists its product as uncharacterized. The record is from RefSeq and is a predicted model, not a curated record. Gene Ontology annotation, biological process: transmembrane transport. Gene Ontology annotation, molecular function: transmembrane transporter activity. NCBI's taxonomy places the organism in Eukaryota, Fungi, Ascomycota, Eurotiomycetes, Chaetothyriales, Herpotrichiellaceae. Gene Ontology annotation, cellular component: membrane. The transcript is spliced from 6 exons. The coding region runs from base 1 to 1626 and encodes 541 amino acids.
AUGUCGGACUUCGACAAGACUGAAGUUCUAGAGACGGGGGAUCCUGCAACGGAGUCGGGGGAUUCCAUCCCUCACGAUGCAAAAACUCCAGGGUAUUCGGAGAAGAAUGCUGUGCAGGCGUAUCCGUCCGCAACGGUUGAUGGCCAUGGUACCUCUCUGAGGCGACUUUUCAGCUUCGCCCAGCUUCUGGCCUUUUCGUUGACGUUCAUGGAAUCUUGGGAAGUCAUGGCUAUCAACAUCUCGGCCACCUUCUGGAACGGCGGCCCGCAAUCCCUCAUCUGGGGCUGUAUUGCAGUGGUGAUCGGGUCUCUUGCUCAAGCCUAUUCCAUGGCUGAACUGGGCUCGAUUCUCCCCAUAGCCGGUGCCCAGUACCAUUGGACGCAUAUCAUGGCGCCCGAGAGCGCGCGAAAGUUCAUUACCUGGAUGCAAGGGUGGGUGACUUGGUUCGCCUGGGUGUCGGCCCUCGCGGGCAGUACCUCCGGCGAGGCGGCUCUCUUACAAGCCCUGAUCGCCGAGAAUGUGCCUGGAUACACGGCGGAGAGAUGGCAUCUGACCUUCAUCAUGUGGGCGCUACUGAUCAGCUGCGGGCUCAUCAACACAUACACAUUCUGGCUUGUCCCAUGGCUGGAACUGGCCUCGGGCAUCUUGCAUGUCCUCCUGUUCAUCAUCUUCGUCGUCGUCCUAGCGGCCCUUGCUCCAAAGCACGACUCGCACUUCGUCUUUUUCACCGAUUCCAUCUUGUCCGGCUGGGAUCGGAGUAGCUUUGUCGCUUUCAACCUGGGCAUGCUGGUGCCCGCAUGGGGCUUCAUAGGAUUCGAUGGCGUCGUCCACAUGUCUGAAGAAGUCCGCCGAGCGAAACACGCUGUCCCGCGAUCCAUGAUCUUGACCAUUGUGAUCAACGGUGUCAUGGCUUUUGGCAUUAUCCUGGUUCUGCUCUACUGUUUGGGGGACCUCGACGAUGCGUUGGACGCUUCCUAUCCCAUCAUCCCCAUAUGUCUGAACGCGACGGGUUCAAUGGCCGCUGCCAAUGCGAUGGUUUCCGGGCUUAUCAUCAUCACUUACUUUGUGGUCGCCGCCAGCGUCGCUUCGGUUUCGCGGAUUACCUGGGCAUGGGCUCGAGACGGCGCUCUGCCGCGAUGGCUUGCGGUUAUUGAUCGCAAACGCCACGUCCCGACGAACGCCACUUGGCUCCCGAUCGUCAUCGUGUGUCUCCUCUCCCUCUUUGAAAUCGGAUCAACAACGGGCACGGCCUUCAGCGCAUUCACCGCCCUGUCGUCCCUGGGGCUAUACACCUCAUACAUCGUUGCGAUCUCGUGCAUCCUGCACGCGCGCCUGACGGGUCGUCUGUCCGACAAAUCCGGCGCGCCUGUCCACUACGGCGGCUGGCGCAUGUGGAAGGGCUGGGGCACCCCGGUCAACGUCUUCGCCCUGUGCUGGACCAUCUACCUGACUGUGUGGUUACCCUUUCCGACGACGUUGCCUGUCACUGGCACGAACAUGAACUACGCACUGCCCAUCUAUGCGUUCGUGGUGCACUGCUCGCUGGGGUCUUGGUUUCUUUGGGGCGAGAGGCAUUGGCCUGGGCUGAACCUGGCGGCCAUCGGGAUGGUUGAGGGGCACGAUUAG